AUGGGUGCUCAAAUCAGUAAAGUCGAAGAUACAAUUCAUGAUGUCUAUAAGAAAACAUGGCCACAAGCGUAUUUGGCUCCAUCAUUUCUUGCAUCGCUCGGUGCUUUAGGUUACGUUGGAUAUGCUUUUUCUCAAGGAAAACCAACACCUUCAUCCCCCAGCGUAUCCUUUUUACAUUUACUCGGUGUUGCCGGUGGAUUCGGUAUCAGUUUCUGGAUCACUGCCGUACAUGGUCGUGCUGUUCAGCGUAUGUUGACGCGUCAUGAAUUCGCCACAGUACAAUCGCAUUUAUCAACAGUAUAUUUCUCUUCAUCAGCUGUGUUAGCUAGUUUAAGUUUAGGAACGUUCUUACUUCGUCAUCCAUUCUCAGCCUGGUCCAAAGAAGCAACUCAAUUGGGUGCCGCAUUAAUUGCUGCAUUAGUAGCAGCUGAAGUCAACAGUCUUGUUCUCAAUCCAUUGGUAACAAAUUUGAUGUUAGACCGAAAUAACAUCGAAUUUUUACAAGCAGCUAAAACUAGUGAUGAUAUCGAUCGAUUAGUUCGCAACGAUCAAAAAUAUCGUGGCAUUAACAAUAAAUUCAAUCUUUUUCACUCACUAUCAAUGAUUUCAGGUCUUGUCUAUCACGGUGUUCAAUGGUAUCAUCUCUAUUUCCUUGCUGAUCAUUGUCUGGUACUUUAA
Adineta ricciae is the source of this 678-nucleotide messenger RNA. The record is from the annotation of a GenBank genome assembly. Lineage: Eukaryota; Metazoa; Rotifera; Eurotatoria; Adinetida; Adinetidae.